Arachis duranensis is the source of this 1099-nucleotide messenger RNA. RefSeq lists its product as uncharacterized. The record is from RefSeq and is a predicted model, not a curated record. The transcript is spliced from 5 exons. Bases 30 to 959 code for a protein of 309 amino acids. Gene Ontology annotation, molecular function: DNA-3-methyladenine glycosylase activity. NCBI's taxonomy places the organism in Eukaryota, Viridiplantae, Streptophyta, Magnoliopsida, Fabales, Fabaceae. Gene Ontology annotation, biological process: base-excision repair.
CUUUUUUUUGUCCUCUCUUAUUGUCAACUAUGUCCAAAGCAAAUAAUGUGAAUGGAAAUCUAAUGGAGAAGAGAAAUAAUAGUAGUAACAAAGAGUCACAGAAAUCAUUGUUGAACCACCAAAGAUUUUUCCCCAAACACCACAACAAAGUGCACCCAAUUAAGCUUCAGAGAAGCUCUUCUCCAUCUCCAUCGUUGUUGUCAUCACAAAACUCAGAUGAUUCUUUGUCCCUACUUGAUGAGAAUAUUUCAUUGACUCUGCAUUUGGCUUCUCCAUACCAAAGAAUGGUAAUUAAUGAACAUGAAGUUCAGCUAAGUCCACCACAACAGAUCAAUAAGAAUGAAUCUGGUGAAUUGAAAAGGUGCAACUGGAUCACAAACAACUGUGCUUGUGCAGAUAAGGCUUACAUAGAAUUUCAUGACGUGUGGUGGGGAGUUCCAACCUAUGAUGACAACAAAUUGUUCGAGCUGCUUGUAAUGUCGGGGUUGCUGAUGGAUUACAAUUGGACAGAAAUUCUGAAAAGAAGGGAAAUUCUUAGAGCAGUUUUUGGUGGAUUUGAUCCUAAUAUUGUUGCCAAGAUGGAGGAGACCGAAAUCAGGGAGAUAGCUUCAAACAAAGCAACUUUCUCAGCGGAAUGCAGAGUUAGGUGCAUUGUAGACAAUGCCAAAUGCAUCAUCAAGAUUGUGAAGGAACGUGGAUCAUUCAGUAGUUACAUAUGGGGUUAUGUAAAUCACAAGCCAUUAAACAACAAAUAUAAAUUGCCAAGAGAUGUUCCACCAAGGACUCCCAAAGCAGAUACGAUAAGCAAGGAUCUCAUAAAGCGAGGAUUCAGAUUCUUGAGUCCAGUCAUAGUCUACUCUUUCAUGCAGGCUGCAGGGUUAACCAACGAUCAUCUUUUGGAUUGUUAUAGACACAAUCAAUGUGUAAGGCUAGCAGAAAGAUCUUGGAGACAUAUUUAAAUUAAGUUGGAACUUUUACUUUAUUGUUUAAUUAUUUUGAAUUUUAUUAUAAGGUAUAUAUUAAUAAGUUUUCCAAACGUGUAGCAUGAAAGAUACAUUGUUUUGUUUGCUGGAUUUUAUUGGGCUUCAUAUAUAGGGUC